Molecule: messenger RNA, 498 nt
Organism: Manihot esculenta (cassava)
Lineage: Eukaryota; Viridiplantae; Streptophyta; Magnoliopsida; Malpighiales; Euphorbiaceae
Product: protein RKD4
Exons: 2
Molecular function (GO): DNA-binding transcription factor activity
Source: RefSeq, a predicted model, not a curated record
GAGAAUGGUCAUCCUCUUUCAUGGGAUGUAGAUAUUCCAAUCGACGCAAAGCCACUGAGAGUUUUUACUUCUACCAUUGACAAUACUGUCAAGUAUGAUGAUGAUUUUACAGGUACAUCAAGCAAUGAAGAGGAAAAGAGGGUAAUAAUGGGAAGGAAGAGGUCUGCUCCAUUAGAAAUGGAGGAGAUUCGAAAGCACUUUGAUAAGCCCAUUACGAAGGCAGCCAAAGAAAUGAAGGUGGGAUUAACUGUUUUGAAGAAGAGGUGUAGAGAACUCAGUAUAAUGAGAUGGCCUCACAGAAAAAUCAAGAGCUUGAAAUCUCUUAUAAGAAACGUCAAGGAGAAAGGGCUGACUAAUGAAGCAGUAAUGCUAGAGGAGCAUCAAAGGCUUCUUGAGAAAAUGCCAGACAUGGAGCUCAAUGACUCCACAAAGAAGCUCAGGCAGGCUAUUUUCAAAGACAAUUACAAGAAGAGAAGGUGCCUUGAAGCCCAUGCUUGA